Messenger RNA from Didymella exigua CBS 183.55, 2220 nucleotides. RefSeq names its product zinc finger protein. Lineage: Eukaryota; Fungi; Ascomycota; Dothideomycetes; Pleosporales; Didymellaceae. The coding region runs from base 20 to 2086 and encodes 688 amino acids. Gene Ontology annotation, cellular component: nucleus. The record is from RefSeq and is a predicted model, not a curated record. The transcript is spliced from 2 exons. Gene Ontology annotation, biological process: regulation of transcription by RNA polymerase II.
CAAUCCUCCGCCCGUCAUCAUGGCCCCGACUAACGGUUCCCCAGACCCUCAUCUUGACGAGGGCUUCUUUGAUUCCAUGUUCACGUCGCUAGCCGCCCCGCUCGCUGGAUCAAAGCGAGAUGCGGCCGUCCUGAGCGGUGAUGACGCCCAAACCCAAAGCCAAUCGCCAUUCAAGGCGACAGGUACGGGCCCGAGGGAGUACCCAGCUGAACACGUCAAUCCACAAGUUUUGUGCUGCAGUCACUGCCCGGAAGUGCGCCCGUCCAAACGCAGGGCUUCGUCGCACAAGGUUGGUGAGUUUCACAAUUUGACAGCAGAGUCGCACCCACCGAUUGGCACAGACCAGCAGUUUCCGGACGACUGCUUUGAAAAGUUCUGCCAGGAGUGCAACUUCGAUGCUUCUUGUCCGCCGGACUGUGAGCUGGUGUGUCCUGGCGACGAUGCCUGUGAUGCUGUCUGCAUGCCGGACUGCACGCCGGAGCAUGCCUGCUUCGAUCCUCACUGCUCUCAGAGCCCAAAGCAGUGCUCAGACGGCUGCGUAGAUCCCGAGUGCACUAAACUGUCCUCCCCGGACCAACCGUGCUUCUGCCAGAAGUGCGAGGCUCCUCCUUGUCCUUUAGGGGACCCGAACAACGACUGCCACUUUGCACACUCAGCACCUACUGAUGCUGGCACCAUAUACUGCUACGACAACGCACCCUGUCACUUCCAAGAACAGUAUCCAAGCCAUACUGGUCCGCUUGCAAGUUACGAGACCUACCCAUGCUUCUCGUCAGCUCACACACAUCUCAACGGAGACACUGCCUCGACACACGCCUCGACCGCGCCCACACCUCUGUUGUCGCCCAGCAACUACACCUCACUUGAGAGCGCUUUCACGAGCGAAGCCUCUCCAGCACCUGGGCAUGCUGCCUUUGCCAACAAUUGCUUCCUCAACAUCAGCGGGGACCACUGCCAUAUCGAUAACUCCUGUUGUCAUGGACCGAGCAGAGCUUGUGGAGACCAUCCUUCCGCGUCCCAGAACAAUCUCGACCUGUGGAAUAAUUCUAUCGCCCAAGGCAAUGGGUUGUCCAAUGGGUUCAUGAGCUUUGGUAUCCACAGUCAACCUACCUCGCCGGCCACCAUGGGUGGCAUGUCGAAUGGCAACAUGUUCAACAACCAGUUCGAAAACUCGAUGAUGGGCUUCAACAACGGUACCAGCAGUUGGAUGCUCCCCGACUCGUCCUUCGACCAUUUCUCCCACGGCAUGGGCGCCAGCAAACUCGACUUCCUCGCUUCCGCCAUCCAGCAAGAGAUAAUGAACCCCAUGAACUCUCUCACUACCACGCCCUCCAUCCUCGACACCCCAACACACACCAGCACACCCUCAGGCGACGCAAACUGUAUCUGCAAAUGGCAACAUGCCCCUGGGCUGCUCUGCCUCGCCAUCUUCCCCACCGCCUCAGCACUCCACAAACACAUAAAAACCGCGCACGUCGACAACUGCGCGUCGUGCUUCUGCCAAUGGGAGAACUGCGACGCCUCCAGUAAAGACUUCAAGCAGCGCUCCAAGCUCUCGCGGCACUUGCUGGGCCACGCAGGCUACCGGCCGUACGCGUGCAGCUACGCAGGGUGCGACAAGACAUUCGCGACGAACCAAGCGAAGGACAAUCACGAGCGGACGCAUACGGGUGAACGACCGUAUGUGUGCGAUCGGUGCGGCUACACAACAACGACGCAUACGCAGCUGCAGACGCACAUCAGCGCGCUGCACGAGGGGAAGAAGCCGCACAAGUGUCGGUUUUGCGACUUUACAUGCGCUGAUAGCAGUAAUCUGAGUAAACACGAACGCACGCAUCAGACGCUCCGCCCCUACCGCUGCCCCCACGCAAACUGCACAUUCAAGCCCGACUGCCGCUGGGAGAAUCUAAAACGACAUCUGCGCCGGUCAGGACACUGCCCCGAGCUGCUCAUCGAAGCGAGUGAAGAGUACAGAACAUACCGCGAGAGCGUGAGACGCGAGAUCGACGAGUGGCAUAAGAGGAACGGGGACGAAGGAGGUGCGAAGAUGAGUCGACGCAAGGGGCGAGGCUCCGUGGGGUCAUGAGUCGACGGUUGCCAAUUGCGGUUUGGAGGGGAAAUGGACGAUACCAGAUGUACAUAUCAUCAUCAGCAGAACGAACAUAACGAAGUAUAUGCACUUGGAAGCCAUAACUCAACGUGGUCUUUGGUACACGAUCC